AUGGAUCCUAGCAGUGAUUACUACUUCCUCAGUGAUGCUCUGGGAAGAACAGUGGAAAUCACACUGAAAUGUGGCAUAUUCCAAGGAGUACUGCAACAUGUGGAUUCCAACCGAAGUAUCUUGAUAAACAGAGUUAAGAACUUGGAAAAUGGCAGAUGUAUUCCAGGAGUGAAGAUGUUUUUUGGUCAUGAAAUUGUGAAUGUGCAGUUGCUUGAUGAAUCAAAUAAAUGUGGUGCAGAAGGAAUGGAAACUCCUACCAGUGCCAAUAAUUAUGUCUUGUACAGCAGGGAAAAUCCAGUGACUAGAAUGGCUGCCAAGAACAGAGAAGAAUCACUGAAGCAGAACAAUCAGGUUUCUAAUGCCGCUUCCCAAAAGACAAAGCAUCUCAACCUGUGUCACUUCAAAUCUACCUGUUCAGAUGACGACACAGAGGAGGCUAUAGAAUACAUUGUCAUUGAUCAGUUCCAAAGGAAAUUUGGUUCUGCUAUGAUGCACAUCAAAAAGCAAAAUGUUUGUGCUAUAGCAGCAGAGGGUGUCAAUCUGUGUCGUCAUGGAAAACUCUCUUGGCUGCAGGUAGCAACAAGGAGCCAUGUUUUCUUAUUUGAUAUUUUCCUUCUGGGAGCUCGAGUGUUUAAGAAUGGCCUCCAAAUGAUACUGGAAGAUAGGAACAUUUUGAAAGUUAUCCAUGACUGCCGGUGGCUUUCUGAUUGCCUUUCUCAUCAGUAUGGAAUUAUGCUGUCCAAUGUCUUUGAUACACAGGUUGCUGAUGUCUUGUACUUUUCAAUGGAAACAGGUGGUUUCCUUCCAAACUGUAUUUGCACUCUACAAGAAUGCUUGAUGCAACACCUGGGAUUGCCCUACAAACAAGUCUCUUUCAUGGUACGAAGGCAGCAUGCAGUUGAGAGAAACCCUGAGGUGUGGUUUGUGAGACCCCUUCCACCUGCAUUGCUGAAUGUGUUGGCUCUGGAAACAUUUUACCUUCUCCCUCUUCGUAUGAUGCUCCUGGAUGAAAUUAUGUCUGAUCUAACAGCUUUGGUUGAUGGAUACCUAAAUGCAUUUCGAGAAGGGUCUGCAGACCCACUGGGGAGCACAGAGUUCUCUUGCAUGGAGCUACCACAAGAGCUACGACAAUUGGCAAAUUUUCACAAGCUACAAAGGGAAAAAGCAGUGCAGAAGUUUCAACAGAAUGAAGAAGGCCUCCUCAUUAGGAAACCAGCGGAGACUCUGGAAAGAAAGACAGCAAGAAAGGAAGCAAACGAAAGAGAAAGCACUGGCUUAAUUUCUUCAAAUAGGGCUGCAUACCUUACAACAUUUAGUGUCAGCCCUGUCCAUUUCUUGGGUCCAGUUAAUCAGGACAACUCUGUAAAAGAAGAGUGGAAGACAAAUAACUGGGAUAGUCAUAGCACCACGGCUGGGGGUAGUAAUGUGAACUCUGAAAUAGAAACAAUGGAUUCUGUCAGCUGGGAGCAGUUCCAGAGGCAAUGUUGUACAUCUGUGUCAGAAGAGACUAAGGCAAGGGAAAAGGAACAGUCUCCAAAGUUCAACCUACAAAGAAAGGCUGCUGUGAUUUUAAAAGAGGAAAUCAAACAAUCAAUAGACAAGGAUGAAGUCAUAACAAAUACUGCAAUUUCUGCCCCUUUAUUUCAAAAAAUGAAUAGUUCUCCGGUCUCAUUUCAAGGGGGAAAAUUGCCCUCACCUUCUGUAGAGCCAUUUUACCAAGCUCUGUCAAACACUGCAGAGUUAGAAUCCGCCCUUUCAAAAGCAACUUGA
This is a messenger RNA of Gekko japonicus, 1770 nucleotides long. It is a transcript of the gene EXD1, whose product is annotated as exonuclease 3'-5' domain containing 1. NCBI's taxonomy places the organism in Eukaryota, Metazoa, Chordata, Lepidosauria, Squamata, Gekkonidae. Gene Ontology annotation, molecular function: nucleic acid binding; 3'-5' exonuclease activity. The transcript is spliced from 11 exons. The record is from RefSeq and is a predicted model, not a curated record. Gene Ontology annotation, biological process: nucleobase-containing compound metabolic process. Bases 1 to 1770 code for a protein of 589 amino acids.